AUGAAAGUGUCUUCUCAACCAGUUAAGACAAAGGAUACUCCGAAGAAAUUGAAGCCUACACCGGAUGAAAACUCGACUACACGUGCGCCUUCGUAUUAUGAGCAUGUCGAUAAACUUUUUCCCGACUCACUGACUCCUAAAUCUCAAAAAUCUCAAAAAAGUUCAAAUAAAGGAGCUCUCAUAAGCAACCCGCCUCUGACACCUAUCCCACUAAAAAUUCCAAUCAUCGAAGAGAUGCCUAUUUCACCGAAAAUUCCAUUCAUCGAAGAAAUUCCAGUUUUUAUGCACCCUUACAUUAAGCGGAUCGUAGAUGUUGCAGGAGACAGUAAUUGCGGUUACCGAGCCGUCUCGGCGUUGCUUGGUAAUAGAGAGGGUAGCCAUACGCUUGUCUGUCAUCAACUCAUCCAAGAGUUGAAGAAACAUAAAGACUCGUACACGCGAUCAUAUGGAGAGGAAGCUAAAUUUGAAGCGGUUAACGAAGCUCUUGUCCUAUGGAUGGGCGCUUACGCACCGAUGUCAAAAAUGGAUGAAAUUCCCAAAAAUGAGACAUAUUAUUGCAUGCGCCUAUGA
Messenger RNA from Vicia villosa (hairy vetch), 570 nucleotides. RefSeq lists its product as uncharacterized. The transcript has a single exon. The record is from RefSeq and is a predicted model, not a curated record. The coding region runs from base 1 to 570 and encodes 189 amino acids. NCBI's taxonomy places the organism in Eukaryota, Viridiplantae, Streptophyta, Magnoliopsida, Fabales, Fabaceae.